AUGAAUUCAAGGAUUUUUGAUUACACUAAAUCAGCAUCUAAGCGAUUAAAAAGCCCAAGAAUUUUCAAAACUGAAGCUAAUUAUUAGUACAAUAGUAGAGACAACAAAAGUAUUACAUCAUCAUAUUAACAGAUGAUAACUACAAUAAAGCGACAUCAAUUAUAAAUGAUAGACCUGGUUAGGGAUAGAGAGAUUAGAGUGAGAAACAAUAUUAGAUAACUAAAAAUAGUAUAUAUUACUCAUAUCAAAAGGAUUGGUUGUUAAUAAUUAUUCAUAAUAAAGCAGAUAAUAAUUAAACAAUACACACAAUAAAUACAACUCCUUUUUGGACUCUAUCAUGAAAUUAAAUAAAUCCAAAGAAAUAAAUAGAAUACCAAUCAGAUCUCGAAAAUAAUUGUGGCAUAAUUAUGUAAGUAAAUAUCUCACUUAAACAAAAAAGGUUAAUCCAGAUUCUUCAGUUCCUGAGAGAAGAGUUCAUAGUCAAAUUAACAUUUUAAAAGCAGAGGAAAUCUAUAAUAAAAAUAGAUCAACAGCAUCAUUAUGUAGUCUUGAAUCUCAAGAUAAUAUUCAAUUAAAUCUAAAAUACAUUCAUAAAACCAGAUAAGGUUAAAUAGCAAAUAACCCUAACAAAGUAAACUAAGACAUAUUUUAUUGUUAAACUAAUCUCGUCGAAAAUUUGCAUUUAUUUUUUGUUUGUGAUGGACAUGGACAAAAUGGACAAUUUGUGUCCAAUUUCAUAUAAGCUAAUUUACCAAAUAGCAUUCGAAGAGAUAAAUUAUCAUAAUAAUCUCACUAAAUAAAAGAAACCCUUCAGAAAUCCAUCUAAAACAUCUCUGUUAAUGUGAACAAAUAAUCUUUUGAUACAAAUUUUAGUGGUUCUACAUUGAAUGGUAUAAUAUUGUAAGAAAAUGGUAAAAUUCAUUCAUUUAAUGUUGGCGAUAGUAGAACAGUCAUUGGGAAAUUUAUAGGAUAUGGUUCAAAAUUUAAACCUUAUUAAUUAACAGUUGAUCAUAAAUUAACUAUUAAAAAAGAAUAAUACAGAGUAAUUUCAUCAGGAGGUAAAAUAGAUACAUUCUAUGAUUAAAAUGGUAAAUAAUGUAGAUAUUUUAGGUAAUCCAAUUGGACCAAUGAGAGUUUGGGUCAAUGGCACCCAGUAUCCAGGUUUAGCUAUGAGUAGAAGUAUAGGAGAUUAGGUAGCGUAAUCCAUUGGAGUUAGUAGUGUUCCAGAUAUUGUUGAAUACUAAUUGGGAUCUAAUGAUAAAUUUAUCAUUAUAGCCUCAGAUGGAAUAUGGGAAUUCUUAGACAAUCAGAUUGUUGUUGAUAUUAUUGGAAAAUACUAUUAGCAAAAUAAUAUUGAAGGAGCUAGUGAAGAAUUAAUGAGGGUUGCAUAUAGAAUGUGGACAAUUGAUGAUGACUCAGUUAUUGAUGAUAUCACUUUUAUAAUAAUAUUUAUUUAGCAUUAAUGA
Molecule: messenger RNA, 1466 nt
Organism: Paramecium octaurelia
Lineage: Eukaryota; Ciliophora; Oligohymenophorea; Peniculida; Parameciidae
Source: the annotation of a GenBank genome assembly